AUGUCCCAGAGCAAGGCUGGCAGGCGGAGGAGGUCGAGUAGUAUCAUCUACCAGGAACCCGCCGAGUCCAUUGAGCAUACUAGCGACCAGGCUGCCCUCCCGAACUUGAAUGCGAACUGGGUUAAUGCUAAAGGUGCCUGGACCAUCCACUUUGUUCUGAUUGCGGCCUUGAAGAUCUUCUACGACAUCCUCCCCGGCAUUUCGCAGGAAACAUCAUGGACUCUCACCAACAUCAGUUAUAUGUUUGGAUCCUUUCUCAUGUUCCACUGGGUGCGGGGCAUCCCAUUUGAAUUCAACGCUGGCGCCUAUGACAACCUCAACAUGUGGGAGCAAAUUGACAACGGGGACCAAUAUACCCCGGCGAAGAAGUUCCUGCUCUGUGUGCCAAUUUGCCUUUUCCUUCUCAGCACGCAUUACACUCACUACGACCUGACGUACUUUGUCAUCAACUUCCUAGCCACCUUGGGAGUGGUCCUUCCCAAGCUACCCUUCUCCCACCGAUUACGGAUAGGCCUUUUUUCCGAUAUACCUGAAGAGUAA
Messenger RNA from Aspergillus mulundensis, 540 nucleotides. Its product is annotated as ORMDL family protein. The record is from RefSeq and is a predicted model, not a curated record. Bases 1 to 540 code for a protein of 179 amino acids. NCBI's taxonomy places the organism in Eukaryota, Fungi, Ascomycota, Eurotiomycetes, Eurotiales, Aspergillaceae. Gene Ontology annotation, cellular component: endoplasmic reticulum membrane. The transcript is spliced from 3 exons. Gene Ontology annotation, biological process: ceramide metabolic process; intracellular sphingolipid homeostasis; negative regulation of ceramide biosynthetic process.